Arctia plantaginis is the source of this 1221-nucleotide messenger RNA. Lineage: Eukaryota; Metazoa; Arthropoda; Insecta; Lepidoptera; Erebidae. The record is from the annotation of a GenBank genome assembly.
AUGAAACGAGUUUACGUUUAUGUGAACAAAGAUAACAAACAUGGUAAAAUUGUGGCAGUGGAAGACACGUUUGAAGACUUUAAAAGAAAGCUAUCACGACUUUUCCGACUGACUCUUGAAAAUUUUAAAUUAUAUUCAAAUGAUUGUGAAAUUGAAGAUGUGGAAGUAAUUAGAGAUGAUGAUAAAAUAUAUUUAUGUCUUGACUCAGACGAAGAGAAGGAUUGUGAUAUAGUUAUUAGUUCCAUGCAAGAUAUGACGGUAAGUGAUAGAACUGCUGCUCAUGUAGAGAGGGCUGUUUCCGACUGGAUUACUUUAAAUGUUGGUGGUAAACACUUUACAACAUCACGAGCUACACUUCUAGGCAAAGAACCAUUGUCUAUGCUUGCCAGAAUGUUUGCAGAUGACAAAAAUGUGUACUUAAUGAAUCCAAGCGCUGUAGAUUCCACUGGAGCAUACUUGAUUGACAGGAGCCCAGAGUAUUUUGAGCCUAUUUUGAACUACUUGAGGCAUGGCAAUGUGAUAUUAGAUAAGCAUAUGAACCCUAGAGGUGUUUUGGAAGAAGCAGUUUUCUAUGGCAUAGACUCCAUGAUUCCUCAACUAAAUAAGUUAAUAGAGGAAUCACACAACAGUAGCGGCUCGAAUCAAGCCUUGACCCGAAUGGAUGUUGUACGGUCCAUAGUAAUGACGUCCACAUCCUUGGAGCUGAGAUUUCAAGGAGUUAAUUUAAGUGGAGCUGACCUAAAUAGGCUGGACCUGAGGUAUAUUAAUUUUAAGUACGCUUGUCUGUCACGGUGCAACUUGAGCGGUGCCAAUUUGUCACACUGUUGUCUUGAACGAGCUGACUUAUCCCACGCCAACUUGGAGGGUGCACAAUUAUUGGGUGUAAAAGCUUUAUGUGCCAAUAUGGAAGGUGCCAAUUUAAAAAGCUGCAAUAUGGAGGAUCCGGUUGGAUCACGAGCUGUCAUGGAAGGAGUGAACUUGAAAGGUGCGAAUCUAGAGGGUAGCAACAUGUCGGGCGUUAAUUUACGCGUGGCAACACUUAAGAAUGCAAACUUACAGAACUGUGAUCUCAGAGCGGCUGUGUUAGCAGGAGCUGAUUUAGAGUGUUGUGACUUGUCUGGCAGUGAUCUUCAUGAAGCGAAUUUACGAGGUGCCAAUUUGAAAGACGCGGCUUUCGAACUUAUGCUGACACCGCUACACAUGUCCCAGACAAUCAGAUAA